UUUUUCGAAUGAGACGUUUACAAUUAUGCAAAUCAGAAUUAAUAUCCGGAUAAAGGUGGAGGGAAAGGUAGCGAAGGGAUUCGGAGCCUGCCACCUUUCAUCUUCCAUUCACUUUUAUUUAUUUCCACCUUUCCACCACCCAACAACAUUAGUCUUCUCCAUUCUACCAUUUUCGUGGCCUUGCGCAAAUUCAUCGUCAUGACCGAAAAGGGUAUUGAUAAGUCAGUGGGUAAUGGUACAAAAGGUGGAAGGUCAAUGAAUCAUGAUGGAGAGUUGAACGAUCAAGCUCAGGAUAGAGAAAGACCAGUUGAUGAGGAACUUCAGGCUGAUUUUGACAGAAGAAAUGAUAGGGAGGUUGGAAGCGUGUCUCAUGAAGAUCGAGCUACUGAAUCACAUCAGGAGUUUGAAGGAGAGAAGAGUGUCAAUCACUGCUCAUCCACAGAUCAUGAUCCUAUGCCGGACCCGCUCUCCACCCUUCAGGCCCUUCAGGAAGCACUUGAGAGAGAACUUUGGAGAUUCAGAAAAAUUAAAAAAGAAGAUUCUAUGAUUGACCAACCACUUCAGGAUGUUGGCAUAUCAUCAGAGUUCACUUCAGGUGGCGGAGAUUUCCCAGGACCUAGCACAUCUGAGCAGUCACAAUCCAGGGAUGGCAUGCGACAUUCUUUUGACUCCUUGGACUCUGAAGUGGUUAGCUUAAAGCAGUAUGCAAUACCAUUGCAAAACAACCUAUGUGAGGCAGCUGAGCUGGUUCAGAUAAGUAGAGACAAUGAAAGUGAGCUUGAGGGUCUCCACAGACAGAAAAUUGAAGCUGAAGUUGAGUAUUUGACUGUAUCAAGAGCGGUAAAAAAGUUGAGAGUUGCAGCAGUUGAUCAAGUUAACCUCUUGGAAGAACAAAAGAAAUUGGCUUCAGAACAAGCGCAGAUUGUAAAAAAGCUUGGAGAUGCAGAAUUGAAGGCUACUAUGCUUAAAACACAGGUUAAGGAGUUGGAAAAUUGCUGUGAAGAUAUCAUGAGCAUUGAUGUAAUGCUAAAGCUGCAGAAGAGAAUCUGUAAGUACAGCACCUGUUUUUUAUUACAGUUGGCAUUGCUGGCUGUUCUUGGGCUGUUUCUCUUGCAGAUACCAUACGAUUUUACCGGAGUUGUACCCACGUAAUUUUUUGAGAAGUGAGCUUUUGCUUCCAUUUUUGUGUACUGUUAGUUGUAACCAUCCUUGAACAAUCUAGAUUCUGCCAACCCCUAAAUGGAAUGCUUACUCUGCCCCAGCCA
Messenger RNA from Solanum dulcamara, 1265 nucleotides. Its product is annotated as WPP domain-interacting protein 2-like. Bases 199 to 1152 code for a protein of 317 amino acids. Lineage: Eukaryota; Viridiplantae; Streptophyta; Magnoliopsida; Solanales; Solanaceae. The record is from RefSeq and is a predicted model, not a curated record. The transcript has 3 exons.